AUGGUCGAGCCCUUCUUGGGAACUUGGAAACUGGAAUCCAGUGAAAACUUCCAGGAAUUCUUGAAAGAACUGGGAGUGCCCGUCACCAUCCGGCCGCUGGCCGCCUCGGAGAAGCCCAGGAUCUACAUUAGCGCCCCCGGGGACAAGGUGAGCAUCAGGACAGAGACCUCAUUCAAGAACUUCGAGAUCUCCUUCAGGCUGGGGGAGGAGUUUGAUGAAACCACAGCCGACGGCCGGCACGUGAAGAGCGUCGUAAACUUAGACGGCGACUCACUGGUCCAUGUCCAAAGGUGGCUUGGCAAGGAGGCAACAAUCAGAAGACAAAUCGUAGACAAGAAAAUGGUGGCGAAACACACCAUGAAUAAUGUUGUCAGCAGGCGAGUCUUCAAAAGGGUGUAA
Pipistrellus nathusii (Nathusius's pipistrelle) is the source of this 399-nucleotide messenger RNA. NCBI's taxonomy places the organism in Eukaryota, Metazoa, Chordata, Mammalia, Chiroptera, Vespertilionidae. The record is from the annotation of a GenBank genome assembly.